AUUUUAGGCCAAACUAUCAAAAAUUUCACACAGGUUGACAUUGUAUCAGACUACAGCAGUCAAAAUUUGCAUAAAAUGCAACUAAUACUACAACAUGUUGACUAUCAACACGAUAUCAUGCUCGAUAGCGUGAAUCAUAUGGAUUAUUUGAAGGAUCAAGUAACAGCGAUGGAAAGAUGAUUGGAAGAGAGUGGCUGUAGAAAUUAAACAUGUACUUGCGAAUCUUUCUACGCCAACUCAAGUUUUUAUCUAUAGCAAUUUCUUUAUGCAUACAAAAAAAGAAUUACUGUCGAGUUUGUUUUAUAUGUAGCUUUUAUCAAAUUGUAUUCUUUAGUUGUAUUUAGCAUUUAGACUGUAUGCGAGUUAAUUGAAAUUUUAAUAGCUAAAUGAAAUUCCAGUGGCAAUUUGAACCACGGCUUAUCAUUAGGAAAUUUCAAAUUUCAUUUAAAAUUAUACUUUUAUUAUCAUCAAUAAUUCAGACGUUUAUUUUCAAAGUGGCAUAAAUAAGUCACUUCGUACCUCUUGUGCGUAAAUGGCUGGAUACUUGUAACCGAAUGCAUAUGUAAAUCGCUCUAUCGUCAUAUACUAACAACAAAACCCUCUACCUUUGGUUAAUGAGCGUUCAGAUACAAGUAACCGGCAAUUUAAGAAUAAGAAGUGUGAAGUGACUUAUACCACUUUCAAAAUAAAUGUCUUAAUUAUAACAUUUCCCUACCCUGUCGGUAGCAUCAACAAUCAAAACUAAAAUUAAAAGAAACAUAACAUUCAAAAAAUGUUGUUUUGGCCAAACUCACGCUGGCCUUUUAUUUGUAUUUCUAUUUAAUAUAAAACAUUGUACACUUGUGAUCAGCUAAUUAAGCCAG
Molecule: messenger RNA, 863 nt
Organism: Rhagoletis zephyria (snowberry fruit fly)
Lineage: Eukaryota; Metazoa; Arthropoda; Insecta; Diptera; Tephritidae
Gene: BORCS7
Product: BLOC-1 related complex subunit 7
Source: RefSeq, a predicted model, not a curated record